UCUUACAGUAUUAUACUUUUAAUUAUCACAUUUAAACUAAGUACGAAGAAAUCGUGUGUUUAAGAGACGUUUUUACUGUUUCAUUAUUACAAAACUCAAGUCCAAAGAUGAUUUUCAAGACCCCAUGUUGGGUAUUCGUGGUGAUUUUUCUCCACGGAGCAGCUGGUCAAGGUCCGCUACCCAGAAAGGAAUUCAAUGCAGAUUACUGGAACAACAUGGGCGCAGCAGAUGUCGAAGAGACAGUCACUAAGUUCAAUAACUUGAACACAAACAAGGCAAAGAAUGUUAUUUUAUUUAUCGGCGAUGGAAUGAGUCUUUCUACAGUGGUUGCAGGUAGAAUACUGAAAGGGCAAAGGGAGAGGAGGAACGCGCAUGGCGAAGAAGCCUUUACGUCACUAGAUAGGAUGCCACACAAUGGCCUGUUGAAAACAUACAGCGUUGACCAUCAAACACCGGACAGUGCAUCUACAGCUACUGCAUAUUUAUGUGGAGUCAAAACAAGAUCGUCUAUGCUCGGAGUAAGCGCGAGAGUUCAGCCUGGAAAUUGUAAUGCUGCAAAAAGAAAUGGGGUAGCAUCAGUGCUUGAAAACGCAGCCAUGGCAGGAAGAUCAACUGGUAUCGUAACAACAACUAGAGUUCAGCACGCGACCCCAGCAGGAGCGUAUGCUAAAGUACCAAGUAGAAGUUGGUAUUCUGAUGCCUACAUGUCAGCUACAGUAAAAAGACAAGGAUGCAAAGAUAUCGCCACUCAGCUCGUAGACAUGGGAAGAAAAAUAAACGUUGUAUUGGGAGGAGGUCGUGUUCACAUGAGACCAGUGGGAUAUCCGGAUGAAGAAUAUUCAUCGCCUGGUAGCCGAGGUGACAGAAGAGACGGAAAAAACUUGAUCGAAGAAUGGCUUGAAAACAAAAUUGGGUCCAGUGCAAAAUACGUUUGGAAUAAAGAACAAUUUGAUGACGUCGAUCCUGAUGAGACAGAUUAUUUGAUGGGACUGUUUAGUCCAUUCGAAAUGCAAUUCUCACUCGAACGAAAAUCCGACCCAGCUGGCGAACCAAGUUUAGCAGAAAUGACAGAGAAAGCAAUCAAGAUUCUUCGAAAAAAUGACAACGGAUAUUUUCUUCUUGUCGAAUCAGGGAUGUUGGACAAAGCUCAUCACAAAUCCCUCGCCCAUUAUGCCCUUGAAGAAUUCAUGGAAUUGGAGAAGGCGGUCAAGGUUGCACAGGAUCUUACAUCAGAUUCCGAUACAUUGAUAAUUGCGACAGCUGAUCAUGGGCAUGUUUUUACGAUCGGCGGUGGUACGGCCAAGAGAGGAAAUCCAAUUUUAGGCCUGGCACCAAGCAAUAAACGACCGGCAAAAGCAUUAGAUGGAAAAUUCUAUACAACUAGUGGAUACGCAAAUGGCGCAGGAGGUUUUUCACCUAGAGGAAGGCCGAACGUUCUUCGGCAAAAUGCCGCUGACAAAGGACACAAGUUUCAAUCGGCCAUUCCACUACAUGCCGAAUCGCACAGUUCAGAAGAUGUGGUCGCUUUCUCAAGUGGUCCAAUGUCGCACAUGAUAACAGGAGUGCACGAGCAAAAUUAUGUUGCACAUAUGAUCAAUUUUGCUGCUUGCACUGGUCCUUACGAAUCCGGAAUAAAUCCACAUUGCAUCGUCAAAAAUCCAGAAAAGUCUAAGCGACGAAGAUUUGACGAUCCCAAUGUUGAUUUUCCAACGCCAUGGGAAGAUCCUUCUGCUGAGUUGUAAAUUAUAUGAUUAUUCAAGUAACAUUUAUGUCGAGCUGCUUUUUGUAUAAAUCAUAUUUUCAAAUACUAAAGAGUAAUGCACAAAUAUAUGAACAUGAAUUCAAUUCUGUUACGUCCAGCAGACUGCCGUCGGAAAAACAUGGCGAUUGAUUCUUCACCAAUCGCCCUUGACAAACUAGUGCUUAACGGUAGGCUACUAUGAUUUCUAUCUCCGCAUAUUUGUUCUUUGCUCUCUUGUUAUUCUGGUAUUUUAUUUUUUAUUCGUAUUUUCUAUCUUGCUGAAUUGCACUAUAUGUACACUAUUAUCAUUUCUUUCUGAAUCUACUGUUCUGUUAUUAUACUGUUUAUUUAAAAAUAAUAAAACUACUUAUAUACUGCCAAAUAAACGGAUUGU
Styela clava is the source of this 2135-nucleotide messenger RNA. RefSeq names its product alkaline phosphatase-like. Gene Ontology annotation, biological process: dephosphorylation. Lineage: Eukaryota; Metazoa; Chordata; Ascidiacea; Stolidobranchia; Styelidae. The record is from RefSeq and is a predicted model, not a curated record. Gene Ontology annotation, molecular function: alkaline phosphatase activity.